Molecule: messenger RNA, 993 nt
Organism: Gracilinanus agilis (Agile Gracile Mouse Opossum)
Lineage: Eukaryota; Metazoa; Chordata; Mammalia; Didelphimorphia; Didelphidae
Product: lipase member K-like
Exons: 8
Coding region: 34-993 (319 amino acids)
Biological process (GO): lipid metabolic process
Cellular component (GO): intracellular membrane-bounded organelle
Source: RefSeq, a predicted model, not a curated record
AAAAACCAAAUCCCCAAGAAUCCCGAAGCUUAUAUGAAUCUCAGCCAGAUGAUUUCUUACUGGAACUACCCCAAUGAACAAUAUGACAUCGUGACCAAAGAUGGUUAUAUUCUGGACCUUUACAGGAUUCCUCAUGGGAAAGGCUAUUCGGGGGGAACAGAUCCUGGUCGUCCUGUCGUGUAUUUGCAACAUGGUUUGCUUGCAACUGCUUUUAACUGGAUUGCCAACCUGCCCUACAACAGUCUGGCCUAUAUCCUGGCAGAUGCUGGUUUUGACGUGUGGUUGGGGAACAGCCGGGGAAACACCUGGUCUCAGAGACAUGUGUCCUUGUCUCCAAACUCCAAAGAGUUCUGGGCUUUCAGUUUUGAUGAAAUGGCUAAGUAUGAUCUCCCUGCCACCAUUGAUUUCAUUGUGAAGAAAACUGGGCAGGAGCAACUGUAUUACGUGGGCCAUUCCCAGGGUACCACCAUUGGUUUCAUAUUAUUCUCCAUCAAUCCAAAGUUGGCUCAAAGAAUCAAGAUGUUUUUUGGCUUGGGUCCAGUUGUGUCACUGAAGCGGAGUAAAAACCCUCCCACAAAAAUUUACCCCUUCUUGGAGGCCGUAUUGAAGAGUCGCUUGGAUGUCUUCAUUUCCAAUAUUCCUGCAGGAACAUCUAUCCAGAACAUUGUCCACUGGGGACAGAUUGUUACAUCUGGGCGCUUGCAAGCAUUUGAUUGGAAAAAUCCAGCCCUGAACAUGAAGCACUAUAAUCAGGUCACUCCUCCUGUGUACAACGUGACACUGAUGAGGAUACCGACUGCCUUAUGGAGCGGGGGAAAAGAUGUGAUGGCCGACCCCACAGAUGUGGACAGUUUGCUCCCUAUUUUGUCAAACCUCAUUUAUCAUAAGAGGAUUCCCUACUACACUCACAUGGACUUAUGCAUUGGAGUGGAUUCACAUCUGCAAAUUUUCUAUGAAAUACUUGACAUGAUAAAGAAAAACAUGCAAACUUAA